AUGGGGCGGAGCAGCGGCAGCGAGAGUGAUGUUGCCGCCGCGCUGCGGCCCCAGCUAAGCCUCCCGACUGGGGUGGGGCAGGGGGCGGGGCCGCGGGGCGGGAGGCGCGAGCCCGGAGCGGCCCGGGUGCGGGGGACAGGGGCGCAUCGCCGUCUCUGCACCCCCGCCGACCGCUCCGGGAUGACAGGCUCCGGUGCCGACCCAGGUCCUGCGCCCACCAGUCGGCCAGACAUAGGACUGGAGGACGAGCGAAAGAUGCUGACCGAGUCCGGAGAUCCUAAGGAGGAGGAAGAAGAAGAGGGGGAAUUAGUGUUUCUACAUCAGGAUCCCCUAACAACAGUGAGAGAGCAAUGCCAGCAGUUGGAGAAAUGUGUAAAGGCCCAGGAGUGGCUGGAGUUCUGUGAUGAGCGUGUAUCCUCUCAAUCACAUACAGAAGAGGAUUGCACGGAGGAGCUCUUUGACUUUUUGCAUGCAACGGACCAUUGCGUGGCCCACAAACUCUUUAACAACUUGAAAUAAAUGUGUGGACUUAUUCCCCACAGCCUUCAUCACCUGGGCAUCAGGAUAUUUCCUUAUGGUUUUGGAUAUGCCAUUUGUUUCUUAUUUCUGUAACUGUAAGUUCACAUGAAC
This is a messenger RNA of Pan troglodytes (chimpanzee), 630 nucleotides long. Its product is annotated as cytochrome b-c1 complex subunit 6, mitochondrial-like. Gene Ontology annotation, biological process: mitochondrial electron transport, ubiquinol to cytochrome c. The record is from RefSeq and is a predicted model, not a curated record. The transcript is spliced from 2 exons. Gene Ontology annotation, cellular component: respiratory chain complex III. Bases 1 to 519 code for a protein of 172 amino acids. Lineage: Eukaryota; Metazoa; Chordata; Mammalia; Primates; Hominidae.